UCCGUUUGUUGCCUGACUGACUGGCAGUGGCGAGACGAAGCCGAGGAGAGAGAGAGAGAGAGAGAGAGAGAGAGAGGAGGAACAUGAAGAAAAUUACAUUAACAAACGAUGCGUUUGGAAUUUCCGUAUCUUAAAAACAGAACAGGAAACGGUGUUCUUCAGUGAGAGGUAGAGCUGCUUUGUUAGCCUGCCUGUCUCAGUCCAGUCAGAGGUCCAAUCAGAUUUCUCGGACCACCGCUCCACCAGGCCUAUCAGACCGCUGGGAAUGACUGCACCUUCACAACCUCACCAGGAGUGGGCGCUGGAGGACAACGCCCACAUCAACCAGGAGCAUCUCCCAUCCUUUAGCUGGGAGUGUCUUCUUUGUUUGUGUGAGCCUGCGAGUCCAGUUCUGGGUUGAGAUGCAGCUUUGUUGCUGGUGAUUGGAGAAGAGGGAGAGCUUGCCAAACCCAGACCACCAGGAGAGGAGAGACCGUGAAGACCCGUACCAGACCAGUUCACCAGAUCUUUACUCUCACUAUUGCUGGCUUAAUUAGUAAUCAUCAGCCAUAGGUCCAUAGGCUAAAUAUAAAUGAUAUGCAGACACACUUUCAGGACUAGCCCUGCUCAGUGUGAGGUGCUCUGUUCCCCUCCACGACCCUUCCGGUCUGGUGGAAGUUUUGUCGGCUCUGAGGACUGCAUGGCAGUGGAGUAAUCGUGGAGAAGCCGGGGUACCACAAGCUUAUGGACUUUGACAAGAGAGGAGGAGGAAAGGGGGAGGCAGAGGAAGGGAAGAGGAUGUCGAAGACUGGAGGGAGCCGGUCGGGGCAUGGCAGUCGCAGCUCGGGGAGCAACUCUGGGGUGCUCAUGGUGGGCCCUAACUUCCGGGUCGGGAAGAAGAUCGGCUGUGGGAACUUUGGAGAGCUUCGCCUGGGGAAGAACCUGUACACUAAUGAAUAUGUGGCCAUCAAACUGGAGCCCAUCAAGUCCCGGGCCCCACAGCUUCACCUGGAGUACAGGUUUUAUAAACAGCUGGGGAGUUCAGAGGGCGUCCCCCAGGUGUUCUACUUUGGGCCCUGUGGGAAGUAUAAUGCCAUGGUUCUGGAGUUACUGGGUCCUAGUCUGGAAGACCUGUUUGAUCUGUGUGACAGAACCUUCUCCCUCAAGACCGUCCUCAUGAUCGCCAUUCAGCUGAUCACGCGGAUGGAGUUUGUCCAAACCAGGAGUCUGAUCUACCGGGACGUGAAGCCAGAGAACUUCCUGGUUGGCCGGCCCGGCAGCAAGCGGCAGCACACCAUCCACAUCAUCGACUUCGGCCUGGCCAAAGAGUACAUCGACCCAGAGACCAAGAAACACAUCCCCUACAGGGAGCACAAGAGCCUGACUGGCACCGCACGCUACAUGAGCAUCAAUACUCACCUGGGCAAAGAACAAAGCAGGAGAGACGACCUGGAAGCUCUGGGUCACAUGUUCAUGUACUUCCUCCGAGGCAGUCUGCCCUGGCAAGGCCUGAAGGCAGACACUCUGAAGGAGCGCUAUCAGAAGAUAGGGGACACCAAGAGAGCCACGCCCAUCGAGGUGCUGUGUGAGAGCUUCCCAGAAGAGAUGGCCACCUACCUGCGUUAUGUGCGGCGGCUGGACUUCUUUGAGAAGCCGGACUACGACUACUUACGGAAACUCUUCACCGACCUCUUCGACAGGAACGGCUACAUCUUUGACUACGAGUACGACUGGGUCGGCAAGCCACUGCCCACUCCCAUUGGUCCAGUCCCCAGUGAGACCCUCCUACAGUCCAGCAGCAGAGACAAGGCAGCGCAGCAGACCAAAAACCAGUCGCCAGAACCCAACGGAAGUGAGUCCCAGCCCACUCCAGUGACCAAUAGGGAGCUGCUGGGGUCCCAUCUAACAGCUGAUAGGCUGGGGGGCUCCGUCCAGGUGAUGAGUUCAACCAAUGGGGAGCUGAAUACAGACGAUCCAACGGCGGGCCACUCCAACGCCCCCAUCACCGCCCCGGCCGAGGUGGAGGUGGCCGACGACACAAAGUGCUGCUGUUUCUUUAAGAGGAGGAAGAGGACAGGCCUCCAGAGACACUAGUGAGGAGGACAGGCCUCCAGAGACACUAGUGAGGAGGACAGGCCUCCAGAGACACUAGUGAGGAGGACAGGCCUCCAGAGACACUAGUGAGGAGGACAGGCCUCCAGAGACACUAGUGAAGAGGACAGGCCUCCAGAGACACUAGUGAGGGGGACAGGCCUCCAGAGACACUAGUGAAGAGGACAGGCCUCCAGAGACACUAGUGAAGAGGACAGGCCU
Molecule: messenger RNA, 2292 nt
Organism: Coregonus clupeaformis (lake whitefish)
Lineage: Eukaryota; Metazoa; Chordata; Actinopteri; Salmoniformes; Salmonidae
Gene: csnk1g2a
Product: casein kinase 1, gamma 2a
Exons: 12
Coding region: 724-2073 (449 amino acids)
Biological process (GO): peptidyl-serine phosphorylation; signal transduction; positive regulation of canonical Wnt signaling pathway
Cellular component (GO): cytoplasm; plasma membrane; nucleus
Molecular function (GO): protein serine/threonine kinase activity; ATP binding
Source: RefSeq, a predicted model, not a curated record